AUGGCUACUGGCGUGGAGUUUGGUUCUGUGCUGCGCGGGGCGCCUCCUGCGUUGCGAGAGGAGCUUCUGUUUGCCUUCCACGCUGCGUACUUCGGUGCAGAGGCUUCCUGGAGGGAGCUGUUCGGAAGCCCACGCAAAGCGGCUUUUGGCCCUUUGACAGGUCAUUGCGUGCAGCCAGCCGGGCGCAACUCUGAUCCGCACCAAGCUGGUCAAGUGGCUUUGCUGGCAGACAUGCAAGGGCUGCUGGCUCUGUCGAAGCCUGCGGGGCUCUCCACCGACGAUGUCCUCGGCCUCGUGGCAGCACGGCGUGGGCACCCCUUGACCCGGGCCUCACGCCUGGACUUGCCGACCUCGGGGGUGCUCGUCGCAGCAGAGGGCGACGAGCACAGCGAGCAGGCUUGGUGGCUUCUUGCGCAAUUUUCCGGAAGGCUGGUGUCGAAGGAGUACCUCUGCCUUUGCUUUGGUGAUGCUGGAGACAUAGAUCAUACCUUCGAAAUCGAUGCCCCGCUGCGGAUUGCGGCCCAAAGAGGCCAGAGCCGUGCUUCCGUCGAUGAGGACGGCCUUGCAGCAAGAACACUGUGCCGGGUCGUGGCGAAGUUCCACGAUGCAAGAGACCCCGACAGCUUCGUGUCGUUGAUAUCAGCAAAGCCGAUCACCGGCCGGACCCAUCAAAUCAGAGCACACUUGGCCUCUAUUGGCCUCGCCCUCGUCGGGGACCGGGGCUACGCUGCCCAGGGCUCUUCGACCGCAUGGGAGCAAGCCCUGGCAGUGCGGCACUGGUGUCCGAGUCUCUUCUUACACUGCUGGCGUGUGGAGUUGAUCGGCCUCGGUGGUGGCCGCUGGGCGGCCACGGCGCCGCUGCCGGAAGAGCUCGCCAAAGCAUUGCGGGGUCUUCGCUGCUCGGGUCAGUCGAUGCCUUCAACGUUACCUCCGGCCAUAAGAGAUCUUCUCACCGGAGCCGGCGAC
Molecule: messenger RNA, 966 nt
Organism: Symbiodinium sp. CCMP2456
Lineage: Eukaryota; Dinophyceae; Suessiales; Symbiodiniaceae
Source: the annotation of a GenBank genome assembly